CAUAGAACACAUUGAAGAUGUCUUAUAGAAUUGAAACCGAUGCUUUUGGGGAAAUCCAAGUUGAUACCUCGAAAUAUUAUGGUGCUCAAACCGCAAGAUCAAAACAGAAUUUCAAGAUUGGUGGGGAUCAAGCCCGGAUGCCAAUUCCAAUUGUUAGAGCAUUUGGGAUUUUGAAGAAGUCAGCUGCAAUUGUCAACGAAAGAUUGGCUGGGUUAGAUCCAAAGAUCUCCAAGGCCAUUCAAGAAGCUGCAGAUGAAGUGGCCAGUGGGAAAUUAGAUGAUCAUUUCCCAUUGGUGGUUUUCCAAACCGGUUCUGGUACCCAAUCUAACAUGAACGCAAAUGAAGUUAUUUCAAAUCGUGCUAUUGAAAUAUUAGGGGGUGAAUUAGGAUCCAAGAAGCCGGUUCAUCCAAAUGAUCACUGUAAUAUGUCACAAUCUUCAAAUGAUACUUUCCCAACCGUUAUGCAUAUUGCAGCAAUUACCGAGAUCAAUAAUUUAUUGGUUCCAGAAAUGACAAAGUUACGUGAUGCAUUGAAAGCAAAAUCAGAAGAAUUUAAUGAAAUUAUCAAAAUUGGUAGAACUCAUUUACAAGAUGCAACUCCUUUAACCUUAGGUCAAGAAUUUUCUGGUUACGUUCAACAAUUAACCUUUGGUAUCGAAAGAGUUAAAGCUACUUUACCUAGAUUAUCUCUUUUAGCACAAGGUGGUACUGCUGUCGGUACUGGUUUGAACACCAAGAAAAACUUUGAUGUUGAAGUUGCAAAAGAGAUUUCAAAACAAUCUGGAUUUGAAUUCCAAACCGCCCCAAAUAAAUUCGAAGCAUUGGCUGCUCACGAUGCUAUUGUCGAGGCUUCCGGUGCUUUAAAUACCAUUGCAGUUUCAUUAUACAAAAUUGCUAACGAUAUCAGAUAUUUGGGUAGUGGUCCAAGAUGUGGUUAUGGUGAAUUAAGCUUACCUGAAAAUGAACCGGGUUCUUCUAUCAUGCCUGGUAAAGUUAACCCAACUCAAAAUGAAGCUUUAACCAUGGUUGCUGCCCAAGUCAUGGGUAACCAUACGGCAAUUACUUUUUCUGGUGCUUCUGGUCAAUUCGAGUUAAACGUUUUCAAACCAGUCAUGAUUGCAAAUUUAUUAAACUCAAUCAGAUUAAUUGGUGAUGGUUGUAAUUCUUUUAGAAUUAAUUGUGUUGAAGGUAUUAAAGCUAAUGAGGAUAAAAUUGCAAAAAUUAUGAAUGAGUCCUUGAUGUUGGUCACUGCUUUGAAUCCAAAGAUUGGUUACGAUAAUGCAUCUAAAGUUGCUAAGAAUGCUCAUAAAAAAGGAUUAACUUUGAAAGAAUCAGCUUUGGAAUUAGGUGUUAUAACCGAAGAAGACUUCGACUUCUGGGUUAAACCUGAAAACAUGAUUGGCCCAAAGGACUAAAUCUCGUGAAAUAAAUAUUUAUUUAAACUUAUAAUGCAAAGUAUAUAUUGGGAUAAUUUUUCGUAAAGCUCAUUAAACAUUAAAUGCAACCCC
Hyphopichia burtonii NRRL Y-1933 is the source of this 1508-nucleotide messenger RNA. RefSeq names its product fumarase (gene FUM11). Bases 18 to 1415 code for a protein of 465 amino acids. The transcript has a single exon. NCBI's taxonomy places the organism in Eukaryota, Fungi, Ascomycota, Pichiomycetes, Serinales, Debaryomycetaceae. Gene Ontology annotation, molecular function: fumarate hydratase activity. The record is from RefSeq and is a predicted model, not a curated record. Gene Ontology annotation, biological process: fumarate metabolic process; tricarboxylic acid cycle; malate metabolic process. Gene Ontology annotation, cellular component: tricarboxylic acid cycle heteromeric enzyme complex; mitochondrion.